ACCCCUGGACGUAUAUUUCUUUUGACGAUUCAAUCCUCAUCUCAUUUGGAUUUUGAAGAGAGUGGAGUAGAGAGCCAUGGAUUCCGAUUUCAUAGAGAUUAGUGAAGAAGAUGAUUCUCUGCUUCAGGAGUCUGCCAAUGUCGAUAUCAACAACUAUCUCACAUGCUCGCCUCUCCACAUUCUCAGAUCCAAGCCCUCUCCCACUCCCUCUCUCGUUACUCCGACCAACGGUUCAAAAAAUAUAAAAUACGCCGAAGAACCAAAAUGUUCAUCAUACAAAGAUAGCAAUAACAAGGAGAAUAUUGUUAACAUAGUGGAAGCACCAAAAUUGAGUGUGGAGCGCCAGAGCAUGAAGAGGAGGAAAAAAGGUGGAGGUUACAAUUUGCGGAAAAGCAUGGCAUGGGACAGGGCCUUUUUCACAGAAGAAGGUGUUUUGAAUCCCUUAGAAUUGUCAAUGAUUAGUGGGAAGCCUAGUGGAGAGAUUCUGUCGGUUAUUCAUGAAGAGGCGCAGGCAUCGCUAUCUGGGGAUUCAGACUGCACUGCUGAAGUGGAUUUACAAGUACUAGAAGAAGAUUUGUUCAGAGAAUUGCCCGCUAGUACUAAAGUUGAUGGUAAAAGGAGUGGUGGUGGUUCACUGCCAAAGCACAAUUCAUCAGCUCGAGACAAUGCUACACAAAAAGUGCUUUCAGCCCAUGGUGUUAAUAAAAGUGGGUCUAAACGCAGCGGCUGCCCACGACCCCUGGCUCCAUCUUCUCAGAAAAGGCCUGCAAAUGUCAAUACGACAAAAGCAAUAAACAAGGAUUUAAAUCUUCCUAAAGUACCAGAAUCAAAACCAAAGCACUGUUUGCAAUCUACAACUACCAGGAGUGUUAUUCCACGUGCAAGUCACCUGAAGCAUAAUCAGAUUGCUCAACCAGGUGUCAAUAUUCAGAAGCAAGCUGCGCUGAAAGGCUCCUCAAACAAUUCCAAAAGUGUAAAAAAUAAUGCAAAAGCUGGUCCUGAUUGUAAAUCAUUAGCUGCUAAAUCUUCUGUUCGUCAUACUAGAGGAAAUAUGGCCAACUCACCACUGGAUGCAUGUUCCUCAACCAAGUCACAGCCGCAACUGGUUACCGAACCUACUAGGAAUCUAGAGAUGAAUCCAGAUCCUGUAUCAGGUUUGGGAACACAUUUAUCAGGUGGAUUGAGAAAAACUGCUGUUUCUCUUGUUCAAAAUGGUCAUGGCAUUAGUGGAGGUAUGCAAUAUGUAAAACUCCAAACAGCCAAACCGUCAGGCUUGCGGAUGCCAUCGCCUUCACUGGGAUUCUUUGGUCAGCCAAAAGGUUCUGCUUCAGAGAGUCACCCACAGAGAAAUGCUCAGCCAUGCAAUAUUUCUAAAUUUAGCAUUGCUAAUUUGCAGAAAACUAGUGGAUCAAAUAUUAUUCAUGAAGAACCCGGGCCCUGGCAUGCAAUGGGAGAAAUGGCCAAAGUGAUCAAUGAUGCCACUAGAACAGGAAAUAUUAGGGUCUUAAAGUCAAAUACAGGUUUUCCUGUUCCAUCUGCAAUGAAAUCUGCUUCUCAAGAAAAAUUGAAAUUGAACUUGGAAGUAGCUAAUUUGCAGAAUAUUGAAACGCAGUUGCCCUGUGAUCCUAAGAGUAGCGAACCAAUAAAUAAUCAGCGACAAUUGCCUGGCAUCUUGGAUGAUGUUCAAAAGCAAUUCCAAGAAGAUGGAGGGCCUUGCAUGAAUACUUCAAGCAAGAAGGAUUCAAAAAAAUUGCAGAUGAUUGAUGACAAGUUGCUUUCAAAGAGAAAAUCAGGCGAACAUUUGAAGCAGCAUAGUGAUCAUGAGAUCACUGAUGCUUUUGCAAAGAGUAGUGAUUCGAGGAAUGAAUUGGAAAAUCCAAUUUUAACAUCUGAGUUUAGCCCUAUGUUGCAAGUUACAGGUGUUUCUGGAACAGAUUGUACAAUUGACCAUCAAUAUGCAGAAGAUAAACAAUGCCAUUCACUGUUUGAAAGUCACAUUGUUAUUUCUGGAUCAGAGUCUAGAAAUAUUAUUAGUUGUGGUGAUGGGGGUCGUUCCAUGUUGCAUAAUGAUUCACUAAACUCUACACAUGAUGUCAGUGAACAGUCAAGGGAAGAAGCUGAGCUAGUUAAGCCUUACACCUGUGAAACUGAUCUCAUUUCUCAUAUGGAGAGUGACAAGUUACUGCCAAAAGAUGACAUUUUAUGCAGAGAGGGCAUAACUUUUGAAGAGUUACAGAAAUCUGUUAGUAGAAACACUGCAGAUGUCAGUUCAAACGGUUGUGAUUCCUUAGGAAUUGAAGUGGAAACUUCUCAUAGUCCUUCUCAACUAGAACACACACAGAAAGCAAACAAAGGUGUUGCUGGAGUAGAUAGCAUGGUGUGGAAGUUACCUAUGAGAGAUGAGCAAAUGCACUCCUUAGAUGGCAGUCUAUCAAUUGAGGGGUGCAUAAAAAAUUUCAGUGUCUCAGUUGAUGUUGGCAAGUCUUCAAUGGCCAUUGACAAUCUAGUUGAGCAAUCUGGGGAACUACCGAAGCCUCAAAGUCCCUUCAUUCUGGUUGAACAAAUUUCCCAAGGUAACUGUGGAUCGUGUCCUAGUGAGCAUGUACUGCUUAAGAAAAGCACUUCUGGAGAACACCAGGAAGAUGGUGUUCUUGAGAGCGCUGUAUGUGUUGCCCAAGCGCAAACUAAUGCUUGUGGAAGUGAACCAAAAGGUUCCAAUAAUCUUUUGGAGAUACAACCUUCUUUGCAAGAUGGUGGUAUUGUUGAUAAAAUUGCUGAACAUCCACUUUUGAACGAUGCAGCACCAGGUUAUCUAGAAAAUUCUAACUGUUUUAAUGUACAGUGUGAGCGUGACCUUGAGGUAAAUGAUCAAGUUACUUCUUUGGAAACUAAUCCACCUAUAAAACUAUGUGAAGAUCCAACGGAAGCUUCAGUAACUACUUGCAGUCACAAGGUUACAUCAAAGAAUAGAGGUUCUGAUGGGAGUGAAUUGGAAAAUCUGUCUGAAGGUAGCCCUUUGCUGCAAGUUAACGGUAUUUCUAGAAAAGAUGUUAUAAUUGAGCAUCAAAAGGCAGAAGAUGAAAAAUGCCUUUUGUCCGUAAAAAGUGAGUUUGGAUAUGCAGUCAAUUAUAACAACCAAGGUGCUUCAAUAAUGCAUGUUGGUGCAAGCAGUAUGCCUUACAUCAAUGAACAAUCUGGGGAACAAUCUGAGCUGCUAAAGUUCUGUGUUCAUGAAGCCAAUCAAAUUUCUGACAUGGAGAUUCAGAGAUCACUGGAAAAUGAUGGCAUUUCAUUUGUAGAGGCCACAUCUUGUGAAGGCUUCCAGAGGUGUGAUAUGGCCAACAGUGCAGAUGCUGGUCUACAAGUUGUAGGUUCUAGUGGAAACGUUUUGGAAAAUUCUUGUGAUCAAUUGAAACGUGAAUACUCAGAACAAUCAAAUGAAGAUGCUUGUGGAGUAGAUAACAUGACUAAAAAUUUACAUGCGGGAUGUGCACAAGAGCUCUUAGAUGGAAAUCUAAUUGUUGAAAAUUGCAAGAGCUACCUGAAAACUUCAGUAGUUCAAAAAAAGUAUGUAAUGGUUGGGCAUGAUGUAAGCAAACAAUCUGGAGAACAGACAGAGCUCCAUAGACCUCAUCCUGUGGUUGAACAAGUUCAGCUGGGAAAGUCUGAAUUAUGUUUCAGUGAUUUGUGCGGCCCAAAAAGCACUUAUGAAGAAUUGCAGGAAGAAAAUGUUUAUCAGUGUGUUUUAUCUGCUAGGCCGGAAAAUGCUCGGGGAAGUGAAACAAAAGUUUGUACUCAAGAAACACUUCCAAUGCAAUAUGCCGAUGCUGAUAUGGAUAAAAUGAUUGAGCACUCCGCUGCAAAAGAUGUAACACUUGGCUCCACAGAGAUGGAGUCUGCUGUUGAAAAUUGUGAGCAUCUUACUAAUACACAAAUCGAACAUGACAUUGAGCUCAGUGGUCAAGCUGCAUCAAUGGAAUUAGAUUCAUCCUCAAAGAUAAGCAAAGAUCAAGUCACAGGUACAGUUUCAGAUUUACCAGCUCAAAAGGCUCAGAUGCUGCCAAACAGAAGUGAUUUACAUGUUAGAGGAGUUGAUGGAUUAGAGAUUAAUAUGUUGGUGGAGGAGGCUGAUUCUAAAAUUGCUGAAGAUAGUACUUCCAGCAGCAAAACACAGCAUGGGUUUGACGAUGCCAUAUACCGAGCAGAAGAAACCGAUGCAGCAAUGCCACUCAAGGAUCCUGGGAUUGAUAAGCAGCAUGACGAUUGUGUAAGAGGACUUCCACUGAAUGCUGUUCCAUUCUCUGAUGAAUGGUUAGCUGCUGUUGAAGCCGCUGGAGAGGAUAUUUUAAGUAUGAAAACAGGUGCCGUACAAAAUUCUCCACCAGACAAAUCUGAAUCUGAACCCGGACCUUGGUCCCCGGUGAAACGGAAAAGCAAUCAAGCAAUAGGGCCAUUUGACUGCACAAAGUACACAAACAUCCCACCUCCCAACCAAUGAUGCCUCCCCUCUCCCCGACCAUUCUUUUGUCACAAUUCUUUGGCAAGCACAAGUGCCACCAAAAACCAUUUGUAUAUUUUUCAGAAACUGCAGUGAAGAAGUUCUUUUUCUUA
This is a messenger RNA of Malania oleifera, 4611 nucleotides long. RefSeq lists its product as uncharacterized. The record is from RefSeq and is a predicted model, not a curated record. Gene Ontology annotation, molecular function: microtubule binding. Lineage: Eukaryota; Viridiplantae; Streptophyta; Magnoliopsida; Santalales; Ximeniaceae. The transcript has 11 exons. The coding region runs from base 77 to 4498 and encodes 1473 amino acids.